CACAGGCUGUGAUACAGGCACAGAGAAAGAGGGAGAGAGGAGAGAGUGAAAGAAAGAGGAGAGAAGCAGAAAGAGAGGGAAGGUGAAAGAUAAAGGAGAGAGGGAGAAAGAGAAGGAGAGAGAAGGAGGGAGAAGGGGCGAGGAGAAGAGAGACAGGGGAAUGAGAGGGAGAGAGACGUGAAGAGAGAGAGAGAGAGAGAGAGAGGGAAGGAGACUGAGAAAGAGAGAAGGUGUGAGAGAGAGAGAGAGAGAGAGAGAUAGAGGAACACAGAGCCUAGGGUCAAAAAGCUCCACGCAACGCCACAGUCUUACCUCAAGGCUCGGAGAGACAGAAAGAGAGAACGCACACAGGACAGGCAGCGAGCGGCAGCCUCUCCCCCAACUCAACCCCUUCCUCUCCAUCUGGAAUCCCACGAGCUUACAAUGAGGCAGAAGACUGGCCUGCGAAGCUGUUGGUGAGAGGCUGCCCCCCCUCCUCCCCCCGCUCCCCGGCUCAAUGUGUUCCACCGACUGUGUCCUGCCCUUUCCUGGAACUGGCACAGAGUUCACACCGAGGUCUGGUUCUACCCUGGAGCUGAACUGUGAGGUUCAGCAUGGGUUUCCAAGUGCCCCUUACCCACCGCUUCCCGAUGGCACCGCCACCCAAUUCUUACCGUCCCUCGGGGAGAGUGCUGAGCAGACCCAGUCUGGAGACGUGGAGCUCAACUGGCAAGAACUGAUGUCAUUGACUGAGCUGCAGGGCCUGGAGAUGACUGCUGAGGCUUCCUCCACCCCCUCUGAAGCCUGCAUCCCCUUCUAUCCGACGGCCACUGUUACUCACCCUUCCGUCCCUCUGCCCGAGCCCUGGACCCACUACCCUCUGGCCCAGCCCCUGCCCCCACCUCCACCUGAGCCCUGGCUACUGCCCCAAGGCCAUUGUCAUGAUUCGGCCCUGACACUGGGUUCUGGACCUGAGACAUGGGGAGGGGCCUGGGACAGGUCCCAGAUGGAGGCUGCUCCAUGCUUGAAAGCUGAGCCAGGACCAGGGCUAGAGCUGGGCCUCGGGAGGACCGGGCCUGGGUCAGACCUGAAGGCCGAAUUGGUGGGGACAGGCACAAUUCUGGGUGUGGAGGCCAGGCUCGGCCUCAGGAAUGGGUCUGGCCCAAAACUUGAAUCAGGAUCCGGGACUGAGCUGGGCUUCAGGCCCAGUCUAGGCCUUGGGGCCUGCCUAGGCCAAAAGACCGAGCACGAGGCUGGGAUCGGAGUUGGUUUCAGGGCUGGGACAGGAACAGGCCUGAAGGGCCCUGCCAGGCCUGGUCGGGAGACCUGCAGCCGUGACGAGCGACGGGCCCGAGCCCUGUGCAUCCCCAUACCCACGGAAGCAAUUGUGCAGCUACCGGUUGAGGAGUAUAACGAGCUGCUGUCUCGGCACCGACUGAGUGAGGCCCAGCUGGCCCUGGUAAGGGAUAUCCGCCGACGAGGCAAGAACAAGGUGGCAGCCCGGCACUGCCGACGCCGUAAGCUGGAGGCUGUGGCUCGGCUGCAGAGGGAGCUGGGUGGCCUACGAGGCCAGAGGGAGCGACUGGCCGGUGAACGUGAACGAGUGGGCCGAGCCUUACUUCAGGCCCAGGCACGGCUGGCACAGCUUGGGCAGCGGGUGUUGGCAGCUCUGCGGGACCCUGGUGGACAUCCAUACCCUCCUGGGCAGCUCUCCCUGCAGGUGGGGGCUGAUGGGGGGGUGUUCCUGUUGCAGGAGGGGGGCAGCAGGGAGUGAGUGCAGUCUUGGAGCCUACCUGG
Messenger RNA from Hypanus sabinus (Atlantic stingray), 1776 nucleotides. Its product is annotated as transcription factor NF-E2 45 kDa subunit-like. Gene Ontology annotation, cellular component: nucleus. The transcript has 4 exons. Gene Ontology annotation, biological process: regulation of transcription by RNA polymerase II. Gene Ontology annotation, molecular function: DNA-binding transcription factor activity, RNA polymerase II-specific; RNA polymerase II cis-regulatory region sequence-specific DNA binding. Lineage: Eukaryota; Metazoa; Chordata; Chondrichthyes; Myliobatiformes; Dasyatidae. The record is from RefSeq and is a predicted model, not a curated record. Bases 497 to 1753 code for a protein of 418 amino acids.